This is a messenger RNA of Microstroma glucosiphilum, 1125 nucleotides long. RefSeq lists its product as hypothetical. The transcript is spliced from 3 exons. The coding region runs from base 60 to 920 and encodes 286 amino acids. The record is from RefSeq and is a predicted model, not a curated record. Gene Ontology annotation, cellular component: membrane; signal peptidase complex. NCBI's taxonomy places the organism in Eukaryota, Fungi, Basidiomycota, Exobasidiomycetes, Microstromatales, Microstromataceae. Gene Ontology annotation, biological process: protein targeting to ER.
UCACCUCCUCAUCACCUACGACAGCACCCAGCUCAUCAGAGGGCUCGUCGUCCAUACUCAUGUCUCUCAGACCUGGAAAGCAGAGCACUCUGCAGGCAGAAGACGCCUCGCAGGUAGCAGCAACAGCAAGCACAUCUCGCGCCGAAGAUCCUCUCGCGGAGCUGGCAGGACCCCUACCAGCAAGGGAGGACCGUAUAUAUGUGGACAACUCGAGCUUACAAGAGCUGAAGGCGACGUGUGAUGAAGCAGUAGAGAGGAUUCUCACAAGACCUUCUGGUCACCUUGCUCCAGCCCCAUCAGCAUCAUCAGCAGUCCACUCGCCUCUUUCGUCCUCAGCGGAUCUGAGCGCCUCUGUCUCAUCUGCGAACGGACAUGCCGAUGCUUCCGACUUCCCGCCCUUUAAGGCGUCUCAUCUGCAUACAGAUCUACGGCUCGCCCUCGGCUUCUCAGCCUCCUUCAUCGUCAUUGGCGCUUGUCUCUGGGCAUACUUUGUCGAGAAGGACUGGCAAAAGAACAAAGGCUGGACGGGCGUUGCAGUCGCCUCUUACGUUGUGCUCUCCGCACUUCAAGCUCUCGACGCUUACCUUCAAGGGGACCGCAUCUUCACUGGAAAGCGCAAGAUGCUCUCAAAGCGCAUCGAGACUGAGGUCCUGACCAUUGCUAGCCCUUCUCUGCCCAAGCCCACGGUGGAGAAGACAAGCGAGGGUCAAAAGUGGAUCGUGCCCCCCAGGUAUUCGCUACAGGUCGAGUACACAAGGAGGAGUAAUGGAGGGAAGAGCCUGCUCAGGAGAGUGAAGCAGAGUGUGGAUAUGGGUCAUUUCGGCGAAUGGUUCACAGAAGAGGGCGAGUUCGUCGAGGCGAUCUUUGAGCAGAAGCUCAUUAGCGGGUUGGAGAGGUCGUGGGCUCUGGGAGAAGAGUAGGGGUGGACCAGGACGAUGGGCGAUGGACAAAUUAGAAUGUGGCAAGGAGGAGAGCCAUCGAUCCUUGCCAUCAAGAUACCAGCAUAAUGUCCGAGCAUCACUUGCUCACCGGCGCCCCUCUCAUGACUCCGCGCCCAUGUCCGCCAUUCACAAGCCUCCUCAUACUGUACUUUCUUUGUCAUCAAUCAUCGAUACACAUCAUGAG